CGAGAUUUGGCUGAUGGCGCCGGUGGCCUGCGGUGCUAGAAUCCACAUUUUCCCUGCGCCAUGGAUUCAACCGGGCUACAGCUCUUCCACAUCGCUGGCAAGGCAUCGAAUGCGUGGCGCUGUGACCUGCUGCGCUGCGCGAUCCAGGCGAGCUGUCCGAAAUCCGAGUCUCAAGCAGCAGCAACAGCCAAAGCAGUUCUCCUUGCCUGUGGAUUUUCUCUCUUCCGAGGUAGCAAUCGGCACUGGAGGAGCGCUGUUGCUGCUGGUAGCGGCAUAUUUUGCUGUGCGAAAAUUCUCGUCUGGUGGUGGGAUGUCCUCGCGGCCUUCCGAGGAGAUCACGAAUUUGGAGCCUUCUUCUCCGGAGGCUACGCAGAAAUACAUACAAGAGAGCAUGUCUCGGAUCCGUGAGUUUUCCAAAGAGCUGCAAACAUUUCCCGAGGCUGACAUGAGUGGUCGUAAGUUUGGCGAUGAGGGGAUCAAAAUCUUGUCUUCGAGCCUUGGAUACAACAAAUCGCUGGAAUACGCUGAUUUUUCCGCCAACAACAUCACAGCAGUAGGCUCGUCGGAAAUGAGAAAGUACUUGCGCGCCAAUAGCCACUUGAAAACGCUGAACAUGUCUGGAAAUCCUAUUGGUGACGAUGGAGCAGGGGAUUUUGCUGGCAUAUUGGAGACGAAUGGGACUCUAGAAAAGCUGCAAUUAAAUAGCUGCAACAUCAGUGACGAGGGUGCAAAGCUCUUGGCGAAUGCGCUUAAAAGUAACCAGACUCUGGUUGUGCUAGAGCUGAACAACAAUACGAUUGAUUAUCCAGGUUUUGCUGCUAUUGCUGAGGCUUUGAUUGUAAAUAAAACCAUCAGAGGCGUGCAUCUGAAUGGCAACUACGGUGGCGCACUUGGAGCUUUAGCUCUAGCGAAGGGAUUGGAACAAAAUAAAAUUUUGAGGGAGAUUCACUUGCAUGGGAAUGGCAUGGGCAACGAGGGUAUUCGUACUUUAAUGGAGGGUUUGGCUUCAAGCAAAGCAAAACUCUCGAGUCUUGAUAUUGGAAACAACAGCAUUGGUCCUAAAGGGGUUUACUACGUGGCAGAAUAUAUGAAAAAAAGCAAAAGUAUACAGUGGCUGAACUUGUACAUGAAUGACAUUGGUGACGAAGGUGCCGAGAAAAUCGCAGAAGCAUUAAAGCGGAACAAGACAAUCUCUACCAUCGAUAUUGGAGGAAACAAUAUCACGGCUGCAGGUGCCACUCAUAUAGCCAAUGCCUUGAAAGACAACAGCACCAUCACAUCACUAGAGAUGAGCUACAAUCCGAUUGGCGGAGACGGCGCAAAAAUCUUAGCGGAGACUCUCAAACAUAAUGGCAACGUCCAAACACUCCGCCUUGGGUGGUGUCAGAUUGGAGUCAAGGGAGCGGCGGCCUUCGCUGAGUGUUUACAAUACAACUCAACAAUGUCAACUCUCGACCUGCGUGCAAACGGAUUGGGCGAUGAGGGUGCGGCGAUCCUGGCUCGCAGUCUAAAAGUUGUGAACGAAACUCUGACGUCGCUGGACCUAGGCUUUAACGAAAUACGAGAUAACGGAGCCUUCGCUCUAGCGCAGGCGCUCAAGAACAACGUGGACGCGGCAGUCACGACGCUAAACCUCAUGAACAAUUUCUUUACGAAAUAUGGAAAGGUGGCACUGACUGAAGCCAAAGAGCACGUUUGCGAAGUACAAGAUGGAAAGGAGAUCAACAUCUUUUUUUGACCGGUUGAUUCCCAGAAGUAUAGCGUGCUUUGAUUAUGUAGUAAUGGGAUCUAAACUAAGCAUAUAAAUCAGAUUCUGUACUGUACAUUAUACAUAGUCUCAAACCAAAGAGUGCAUUGAUCACCGGUAAA
This is a messenger RNA of Selaginella moellendorffii, 1869 nucleotides long. Its product is annotated as protein NLRC3. Bases 14 to 1738 code for a protein of 574 amino acids. Gene Ontology annotation, molecular function: protein binding. The record is from RefSeq and is a predicted model, not a curated record. The transcript has 17 exons. NCBI's taxonomy places the organism in Eukaryota, Viridiplantae, Streptophyta, Lycopodiopsida, Selaginellales, Selaginellaceae.